Molecule: messenger RNA, 1487 nt
Organism: Pelobates fuscus (common spadefoot toad)
Lineage: Eukaryota; Metazoa; Chordata; Amphibia; Anura; Pelobatidae
Gene: DLX6
Product: distal-less homeobox 6
Exons: 3
Coding region: 22-813 (263 amino acids)
Biological process (GO): cell differentiation; negative regulation of transcription by RNA polymerase II; embryo development
Molecular function (GO): RNA polymerase II cis-regulatory region sequence-specific DNA binding; DNA-binding transcription factor activity, RNA polymerase II-specific
Source: RefSeq, a predicted model, not a curated record
UGCUCUCAAUCAGAAAGUUUGAUGAUGACCAUGACUACGAUGGCUGACGGCUUGGAAGCUCAGGACUCCUCCAAGUCUGCCUUUAUGGAGUUUGGUCAGCAGUCCCACUCCCAGCAGAGCUCCCCGGCCAUGGCAGCCAGUCACUACCCUCUGCACUGCUUGCACUCCGGCUCCCACCCUCACCACCACCACCACCACCACCAGGCGCACCAGCAGCACGACAGCUCGUCCUACACCGGCAGCAACUCGUACAACCGCUCGCUGGCCGCCUACCCUUACAUGGGCCACUCUCAGCACAGCCCCUACCUGCAGUCCUACAGCAGCAGCAGCAGCAGUACGGCCACCCAGACCCGAACCGAGGAGCCAGAUCAGCAAAAAACGACAGUUAUAGAAAAUGGUGAAAUCAGGUUUAAUGGCAAAGGAAAAAAGAUAAGGAAACCAAGGACUAUCUAUUCCAGCCUCCAGCUGCAGGCUUUAAAUCACCGAUUUCAGCAAACCCAGUACCUAGCACUUCCGGAGAGAGCAGAGUUGGCCGCAUCGUUGGGAUUAACACAGACACAGGUGAAGAUUUGGUUCCAAAAUAAAAGGUCAAAGUACAAAAAGCUGUUGAAACAAGGCGGUAAUCCACAUGAAAGUGACCCUUUACCAGGGACAGCUGCCCUUUCUCCUCGAUCUCCAGCAAUUCCUCCUGUCUGGGACGUUUCAGGAUCUGCCAAGGGGGUUAAUAUGCCCCCAAACAGCUAUAUGCCUGGUUACUCUCAUUGGUAUUCAUCCCCACACCAAGACACAAUGCAGAGAUCACAGAUGAUGUGAAACUCCCAAAUGCAUUGCUUAUUAUUAAUAUUAUUUUUUAUUGUGGAUGACUGUAGUGGAUACAGUACCUUGACUACCGGUCAUGCCAAAUGGGUGAACUUAGAAUUGUGGUACAGAGUCCACGCUUUUUCAGAAACCUCAGUGAUAUGACUUGAAUUUUCAUUGACCUUCAUACUGGCGCACAUAAUACACCUCUAUUUUGGAAGCUCUCUCCUGGGCUCAAAAGCAAAAAAAAAAAAGAAGUAAAAAUCAAACACAAAUCAAAUCAAAACAGAAACAAAAACAAAUAAUAAAAUGACAAUUCUUUGGAAUGAUGGUGUGGAAUGCGGCGAAACGUUCCAUGCAAAGUCUCAGCCUGUGAUGCUCAGCAAUAUGCCCAGAUCAUGGCGUCCCAAGGAAACCAUGGCUACAGGCAUAAGGAUUGAACUGAAGGAGGAUAUUUAUAAUAUGUUGCUUUUUGGAGGAAAGAGGUGCAUGUCUGAUCAAAUGAAUGGUAGGAGGUAAAAAUAAACCACUGUUUUCUACAUAGACUGUGAAAAGGAGAACAUGGGGCACACGACUGCCUGGUGACAUUCAUUUGAAAUGCUUUAGGGACUUUAUAAUAAAAUGAAAUGUAUGUAUAUAUUGUUGAAUUUUAGUUGUAUAUACUUUGUAUGUUAUUGUCUUUCAUAAAU